CUCCGUUUUUUUUUGUGGCUACGGUCCUAAUUCCUACGUUUCCCAAACACCACUGCGAAGCCUGAAGCCGCCAUAUUGCAGUCGCCAGAACGCGCUGGCUAUUUCUCUGUAUCCACAACACAGAAAUAACCGACAGGAUGACACAGACUGUGCAGACGAACGGGGUUCAAGCCCUCAGUAAGACCUGGGAGCUCAGUCUGUACGAACUGCAGAGAACGCCGCAGGAAGCCAUCACAGAUGGUCUGGAGAUCGCGGUGUCUCCUCGCUCCCUCCACAGCGAGCUGAUGUGUCCCAUCUGCCUGGACAUGCUGAAGAACACCAUGACCACCAAGGAGUGUCUGCACCGCUUCUGUGCCGACUGCAUCAUCACCGCGCUGCGCUCCGGGAACAAGGAGUGUCCGACGUGCAGGAAGAAGCUGGUGUCGAAGCGCUCCCUGCGUCCAGACCCCAACUUCGACGCCCUGAUCAGCAAGAUCUACCCCAGCAGAGACGAGUACGAGGCGCACCAGGAGAGGGUACUGGCGCGCAUCAGCAAGCACAACAACCCGCACGCGCUCAGCAACAGCAUCGAGGAGGGGCUCAAGAUACAGGCCAUGAACAGGCUGCAGAGAGGUAAGAAGCACCAGCUUGAUCACGGCAGCGGCGCCGAGGACAACAGCUCCCACUGUAGCAACGCCUCGGUCCAUAGCAACCAGGAGGCGGGGCCCAGCAUCAAGCGAACCAAGACGUCGGACGACUCGGGGCUGGACAUGGACAACGCUGCGGAGAACGGGGCGGUGGAGCUGGCACUGGACGGGGCGAGCGAGAUAGAGCUGGUGUUCCGCCCUCACCCCACCCUCAUGGAGAAGGAGGACCCUGCCCAGACCAGGUACAUCAAGACGUCGGGUAACGCCACGGUGGACCACCUGUCUAAGUACCUGGCGGUGCGUCUGGCUCUGGAGGAGCUGAGGAGGAGCCAGGAGAGCAGCCCAGCCAGCGUGGACGCAGCCAGCGAAAAGCAGUACACCAUCUACAUCCCCUCAGCCAGCCAGCAGUUCACCGUCCUGAAUGGUUCAUUCUCUCUGGAGCUGGUCAGUGAGAAGUACUGGAAGGUCAACAAGCCCAUGGAGCUGUACUUUGCCCCCACUAAGGAGCACAAGUAGAGCAACUGACUGGAACAGACUCACAUCCCUCCCUCUAUCUCCCUCUCUAUCUCCCUCUCUAUCUCCCUCUCUAUCUCCCUCUCUAUCUCCCUCUCUAUCUCCCUCUCUAUCUCCCUCUCUAUCUCCCUCUCUAUCUCCCUCUCUAUCUCCCUCUAUAUCCCUCCAUCCCUCCCUCUAUCUCCCUCCAUCUCUCUCUAUCUCCCUCCAUCUCUCCCUCCAUCUCCCUCUCUCUGAUUCUCUCUCCCUUCCCCCACCCCCUCCCUCUCUGGAGGUCAGCAGAGGUACUACAGUCUUACUGAGAGCCUACAUGACUCUAACCUGGGACCCUAGCUGUCAUCCAUCACUCAUCAUCCAUCCUUUAGCUGUCAUCCAUCACUCAUCAUCCAUCCUUUAGCUGUCAUCCAUCACUCAUCAUCCAUCCUAGCUCAGCCUGUCAGAAAGCUGUCGGUGUUCAUGGUGCGUGACCACAACGGUUGUUUGUGAAGUGCCUCAGAGGAGCUGUGUGUGUGUGUCAGGUGGUGCUCCUGUAGGGUCCCCUAUCACCAUGGUUACCCGGUAGGUUUUCUGGUGGGUAGUGGCUGCCUGAGUGGUGUUUUAUAUAUCUCUUUUGUACAGGGGGGGGGGGGGGGGGGGGGGGAGGAGGGGGGGGGGGGGGAGGGAGGGUGGGGAGAGGUUGAGGGGGGGUUGGGUUGGGGUGUCUAUGGAGAUUUACCUACAUGUACGUACGACUUUCUUUUUAUGAAAUGUUUUUGUUUUUGCCAACACAGCCCCAGUGAGUUCAGGAGGAGGAGGAGGGGCUAGUCAGAGGGGGCGGGGCUAGUCAGCACCACACACCUCCAUCACCUUCACCCCCUCGAGUGUGUGUGUGUGUGUGUGUGAGUGUGUGUGUGACUGAAUAAGAGGCUGAAGUGUGUUCUCUCAUAUUCUCCACUGAAAAUACUUUUUAGAGCAUGUUGAGUUUUUAGUUGAGCUAGUCUUCAACGUAAAUAUAAUUUUUUGUUGUUUGGGGAAAACUGUAUACUGCAUUAUCUGUUUGGGAAAAUAAACAAUUUGUGUGUCAACAUUAA
Osmerus eperlanus (European smelt) is the source of this 2209-nucleotide messenger RNA. RefSeq names its product ring finger protein 2 (gene rnf2). The transcript has 7 exons. Bases 138 to 1142 code for a protein of 334 amino acids. Gene Ontology annotation, cellular component: ubiquitin ligase complex; PcG protein complex. Lineage: Eukaryota; Metazoa; Chordata; Actinopteri; Osmeriformes; Osmeridae. Gene Ontology annotation, molecular function: ubiquitin protein ligase activity; chromatin binding. The record is from RefSeq and is a predicted model, not a curated record.